Molecule: messenger RNA, 618 nt
Organism: Mycotypha africana
Lineage: Eukaryota; Fungi; Mucoromycota; Mucoromycetes; Mucorales; Mycotyphaceae
Exons: 6
Coding region: 1-618 (205 amino acids)
Molecular function (GO): RNA binding
Source: RefSeq, a predicted model, not a curated record
AUGGCUGCCACUACAAGUGUUCCUCAAGCCCGCGAGAACCAACAACAAUCAACAGAACCAACAAAUAACUCUACAGCUGGUACAACUGAUAAUGGUACAACAGACGAUAUCGAUAAGGAAGUGGAAGCAAUGAAACAACGCGUAAAGGCUAUGGAAGAUGAAGCAGCAAAAUUGCGUGACAUGCAAGCCGAAGUUGAAAAACAAUUGCAUCCGGAAGAAGACAAAGAAACAGUUGAUAGUCGUUCAGUUUACGUUGGCAAUGUUGAUUAUGGUGCUUCACCGGAAGAACUCCAAGCUCAUUUCCAAUCUUGCGGUACCAUCAAUCGAGUUACCAUCUUAUGCGACAAAUUCACUGGACAUCCCAAGGGUUAUGCUUAUAUUGAAUUUGCCGAGCCUCAGUUCGUUCAAGCAGCUUGUGCCUUGAAUGAAAGUCUAUUCCGUGCACGUCUAUUAAAAGUAACACCUAAACGUACAAAUGUACCAGGAUUCUCAGCUCGUGGAAGAGGAAGAGGACGUGGAGGUUUCCGUGGGGGUUUCCAGCCUUACUACGGUCAUUCACCCAUGUAUGGAUAUCGUGGUAGAGGUCGUGGCAGAGGUGGUUACUAUACACCUUAUUAA